Physcomitrium patens is the source of this 1424-nucleotide messenger RNA. RefSeq lists its product as uncharacterized. The record is from RefSeq and is a predicted model, not a curated record. NCBI's taxonomy places the organism in Eukaryota, Viridiplantae, Streptophyta, Bryopsida, Funariales, Funariaceae.
ACUGGGAGGCUGUCUUGAUCACAACUUUUGUGUCCUGCGACCUGUUGCUAUGCUCGAACAGUAUGCCAGAAUCAGGGGAGAGCUCCAGUGCAAGAUAUUUGGUGUCAAUCCUUCGAAAAGUGGAAUUACAUGAUGCUGCAGGCGCUCAUUGGAACUGGUCCGCCUCUGUUCAGAUUGAAGACAUGAAUCCAAUGCAGGAAAUGGUAUUACAGGAGCAGAUCGAUCAAUGGAGUAUAUUCAUUGCGAUCUUGUUAGGCAUUCCGAUUGAAAUUGAUACAGCUGAGCAAUCGACAACGGACUAUGGUACGGGUUUCGAUUUUGCAGCUGUAUCGAAUCCUGGCACUCACAUCACAGGAAGCGACUCUAGUUGUACACGACAUGCUCAGCAUGAUAAGCCCCUGCAGCGAGUGUCGCCUAAGUCAGCAUACUGGAUAAAUGAGUAUACGAGGAGGCAGAUCAGAGGGCGUGACUUGAGCUUUGAUGAAUGUCUUGAAAUUGUGCAGCCACUGGUCACUGCUUUCCGUGAAGUGUCAAAGAUCAGUAUCGCCACAGAUGUCCUUGAAAUCUUUGCCACAUGGCCAAUCGACCUUGUUGAGCCGUUCAUCAACAAUCCCCAAGCUCUGCGAGAGAAACUUUUGUCCAUUACUAGCGACCUGGGUCUAAUUGCAUCUAAGGAAGUCAAUUGCGAAGAUGACGUUGAUUAUUUGUCGGAAGCUUUCGGCACAAUUGAUGCCAAUGAUUACAAUGACCUACUCAUGGAGAGCUUCGAAGAUCCUUCUCUACCACCGGCGCUAUUUUCAGCGGUUCUUGACGGUUUGUCUCCAGUGCCACUAAAGAUAUCAUCUGAAGAAUUAGACGUUGCCAAUUACGUGAAGUCUAUCGGAUUGUCAUACUUCUUGGCGUUAAAUCUAAUGCUGUUCUGCGACCACAAUAAAUUUGAAGAAUCUUGUAAGGGAAUCAUUUGCAACCUCUAAUCUCACCGAACUCAAAACUCGCUGGAAGUACUCUUCUUCAUAAGACCUCACAAAUGCUUAGUCAUGAAAUUACAAAAUUAGACAACGCUUCAUAGUGGUGGGAUACUUAUCUAUGAGCACGUUAUUCAGAAGUCAAUCAACCCAGAAUCAUCCAAACAUUAUCGAGCUUUGCCCUUCUGAUUUUCGAGGGAUGUACCACAUUUAAGGGGUCUAAUUUUUUAGUGAAGGUUUAUUGAUAACUACAGAGUAGUGACUGGCAGUUGAUAUUACCGAAGAAACGGUGUAUGUGGCAUCAGCAUGUCUGGUCAUGGAUGUGGCGUAAGUAGAUUAUAUCAUCGCACCACUAAUCAAAUGCAUUUAGGAAGUCUGAUGUGUGCGAAAAAAAUUCACAGACAAUCCUGAUUGCUUGCUCCUCAAUUGUAAUUGGCUAAAGUGGAAGCUUUAAACUUU